AUGUUGGGAAGGCGGAGCCAGACCAGCAGCCAAGCUUCCUCCCUGGACCAAGAGGUGCCGUGCGAGAGGCAAGACAGUGGCCCCAGCCAGUGCAGCAGCCGCGACUCUGCACCAAGUCCCGGGCACAGCAUGGAAUCUGGGGCAUCUGUUACGGACCUGCACAUGGAAGCGAUGAUACCAACUCUGGCAGAACGCGUUGCCAAGAUGGAUGUUGUAAAUCCAGAGGUCUUGAGGGUGACACCAGUGUUUCGCGCCUUGGAACGUUUUGCUGUGGCAUUGCGUGUCGACUCUGCCGGGGAUUUUUUCCACAAGAGCCACCGGAGCCAACAAAUCUCAACAUUUUGGAGUCACUCUUGGCACGGAGGGCAUUGGAAGAAGAUUUUGACAAUUGUAACUCUCUACAACGGCACUGCUGCAGUAGUGUUGUCUUUGCUCACCGGGGCGUGCAUGAUGAUGCUCUUUAGUGUGGGAAACCUUCCUGGAAUUGACCGUGGAUGGUGGGAUGACAGUUUUCUGUGGUCUUGUUGGUCAACAUUUUCAGGGUUCGUCGUCGCAUGUCUUGCCAUGAUGUUCUGGCGGCCACGGACCGGCGUUUUCCUUGACCGUAUAUGUAUCAGCCAAAACGAUGCUCGCCUGAAGACGGAGGCCAUUUUCAGCCUGGCUGGGCUCUUGAAAAAUUCCGACAGAAUGCUCAUUCUGUGGGACCCAACAUGGACUGAACGGUUGUGGUGCUUGUUCGAGCUUGCUGCCUUCCUGAAAAGCAAGACGUCACGACAGCAGCACCUUAUCGUCAGGCCCAUUUUCAUGGGACCUCUUACCAUCGCAGUCUAUCUUACCUUUGCUGCCUUUGCAAUGCCCAUCGCAACGGUACCUGUGGACACCGAAAGAACCAUCUUGCAGAUGCUGUCGGCCAUUGUCCUAUGCAUGCUUGUGGUUGCAGUCCCGACUGCGAGCACCAUCCGAAGCUAUUUUCGAGACUUGGACACCAUGAAGCUGCAGCUGUCUUCGAUCUCUGUUGAUUCUACGAGGAGUUCAUGCUGUGAUUUAAAUCAUCUGAGCUCUUCGGGUGAACGUAUGCUUUGCGACCGUAAGAUCGUGAAAGAGUGUGUGAAGACUUGGUUUGGCAGCGAGCUAGCUUUCGAGGACACGGUGCGCACCGAGGUUUCAGACAUUUUGAACCGUGAUCUCACCCAGAAGGUGUUCAGUACUCCAUGGGCUUUAGGAGUGUCUUCUCCAGUCAUUCUGGCCUUUAUGGAUCUCUCUGCCAGCUGGACUCAACCCCCCAAUAUUUGGGCGCUCUGGGAUCAUCCUGCUCUGUGCCUUCUCGCUGAAGGGCUGCUGACUUGGUUCCUAGUCCCAGCGAACAAGGAUCUCCUGAUACUUUUGCUCAGGCUUGGUCGCCGGAGACCCAGGAGUCCUUUUCUUGAGCUCCUUAAGAACCUAUCGGUGUUGUCAGCAGCAGCUAUCCCUGUCCUUGUAUUGAUCGCAGCUUAUGGCUUCACUCGUUUCACAGAUCAGGUCUUUUUCGAGCUUACUACUUCAAGUGCCUUUUUUCGACUAGUGAGCUAUGCAUGCUGCACGCUGCUUAUAGCACUGUGCAACUACUUCCUAGGACUUGGCCUGAAGGCGUUGUUACGCCGGCCUGGUUGGUAG
Molecule: messenger RNA, 1653 nt
Organism: Symbiodinium sp. CCMP2592
Lineage: Eukaryota; Dinophyceae; Suessiales; Symbiodiniaceae
Source: the annotation of a GenBank genome assembly